AUGGUGAGUUUCAGCAGGCACGACUGGCCCAUGAUGGUGUGCUGCAAAGGCGGAAACAUGGAAAUAGGGGAAGAGACGUGGGAGAUGGAGGAGUCGAACCUCCUCAUCACUCCGCUUUAUAUCAUUUCCGAUUUCACUGACAGUUCACCAUCACGUCCCGUUAGACGCUUCCUCCUAACCCCCCCGUACCCCAUCAUGUCGCGAAGCCUCAGUGGCAGCAACAGCUGA
Hydatigera taeniaeformis is the source of this 228-nucleotide messenger RNA. The record is from the annotation of a GenBank genome assembly. NCBI's taxonomy places the organism in Eukaryota, Metazoa, Platyhelminthes, Cestoda, Cyclophyllidea, Taeniidae.